Spinacia oleracea (spinach) is the source of this 3998-nucleotide messenger RNA. RefSeq names its product auxin response factor 5. The record is from RefSeq and is a predicted model, not a curated record. Gene Ontology annotation, molecular function: DNA binding. NCBI's taxonomy places the organism in Eukaryota, Viridiplantae, Streptophyta, Magnoliopsida, Caryophyllales, Amaranthaceae. Gene Ontology annotation, biological process: response to hormone; regulation of DNA-templated transcription. The transcript is spliced from 14 exons. Bases 911 to 3553 code for a protein of 880 amino acids. Gene Ontology annotation, cellular component: nucleus.
GUGUGAUCUUGGUUUUCCUCUGUUUUUCCUUCUUUUCUCUCUCUUUUUUUAUUGUCAUUGUUUAAGGCUGCAAUCCAAAUUCACCAUUCCCAUCAAAACCUCUUUUCCUUCCCCCCACAUACCACAAUAAAAUCCGAUGAGUAUUCAAUUUAACUUUAAACACUUUUCUUUUACUCAAACCUUACCUACCAACAAGCAAGUGCGAGUCAUACUAAACUCAUAUGUGGUCAAUCUUUCGUUCGACAUGAAAUCAUCUCAAAUACAAGGAAAAUAAAGUGAAGGGGGAAAUUCAGAAUGAUAUUUUGUUUGAUCAUCGAAAGGUCGAUUUCUUUUGGGGCUACUUAAAAAAGUAAUAUUAUAAAAUCAAGAAAAUAGAAAAAGAGCAAAAACUGUAGCUUGCUCACGCUUUGAUAGGCGUGCUUGAAUCGAUGAAAACUGGCAGGCCCCCUUUGAAAUUUUCUUUUAAUUUUUCGCUCUCCCUUUUCAACCAAAAUGGAGUACUUUCAUUAAUAAUGGCCCACAAAAGAUUACAGUAGUGCCUUUUUGCAGGUUUUUGUUCCUUCAUUUUGGAGGUUUUUCUUCUCCUUCUUUCUCUUAGAUUGUUUUUUCCAGAGAGUGGUACUAUUACUACUCUACUAGAUUCUCUGUUGUUGGAAUUUCUUUCAACUUUUUCAGAAAUUUUAUUUAUAAAUUUAUAAAUACUUAAAUUAAAGGGUCAUAAUUUUCUGAUCAGAAGUUGAAAGAUGAGAGAUUUUGGGGAAAUGGGUAUUUCAUUUUUCUCAAUAUUUUGCUAGAAUAGAUUCUGGGUUUUGUAUUUUUUUUUGAAGUUUUAUUUCUUGGGUUUUAGAAAUGGUGUUUUGAGAGUUAGAGAGGAGAGAGAAAACAGAGGUUUUUUUAAAAAAAAAAAUUAAUGGCUGCUGCUUCUGUUGAAGAGAAGGUUAAAACAGGAGUAGGAAAUUGUGGGCCACCAUCAACAACUUUGCUUGAAGAAAUGAAGUUAUUGAAGGAAAUGCAGGAACAUUCUGGGGCACGGAAGCCAUUACACUCAGAGCUGUGGCAUGCUUGUGCUGGUCCUCUAGUUUCAUUGCCUCAAGUAGGAAGUCUUGUGUAUUACUUCCCACAAGGCCAUAUUGAACAGGUAGCAAUAUCCACAAAACGUCCAGCUACUUCUCAGAUCCCCAACUAUCCAAAUCUUCCGUCCCAGUUGAUGUGCCAAGUUCACAAUGUUACACUUCAUGCGGACAAGGAUACAGAUGAGAUAUUUGCCCAAAUGAGUCUUCAGCCUGUUAAAACUGAAAAGGAUGUUUUUCCUAUACCUGAUUUUGGGCUGAAGGCCGGCAAACAUCCAACUGAAUUCUUUUGCAAAACCUUGACUGCAAGUGAUACGAGUACUCAUGGAGGUUUCUCUGUGCCUCGCCGAGCAGCAGAAAAGUUGUUUCCUCCUCUGGAUUACACAAUGCAACCUCCAUUUCAAGAGCUUGUUGUGAAAGAUUUGCAUGAUAAUACAUGGACAUUCCGCCAUAUCUAUCGUGGGCAGCCAAAAAGACACCUUCUAACAACUGGAUGGAGUGUUUUUGUUGGCUCUAAGAGACUCCGUGCAGGAGAUGCAGUUCUGUUUAUCCGAGAUGAAAAGGGUCAGUUGAUGAUUGGUGUGAGGCGUGCAAAUCGCCAGACAACAACUCUGCCAUCAUCUGUUCUAUCUGCUGACAGCAUGCAUAUCGGUGUUCUCGCUGCAGCUGCACAUGCUGCUGCUAACAGAACCCCGUUUACAGUGUUCUACAAUCCUAGGGCAUGUCCUACUGAAUUUGUAAUUCCUGCGGGGAAUUUUCGGAAGGCAGUAUACGGAACACAAGUUUCUGCAGGGAUGAGGUUUGGUAUGAUGUUUGAGACAGACGAGUCGGGAAAAAGAAGAUAUAUGGGGACAAUAGUUGGCAUUAGUGACUUGGAUCCACUGAGAUGGCCUGGUUCCAAAUGGCGCAGUCUGCAGGUUGAAUGGGAUGAACCUGGAUGUGGUGAUAAGCAGAGUAGAGUAAGUGCAUGGGAAAUCGAGACUCCUGAAAGUCUUUUCCUAUUUCCUUCUCUGACCCAAGGCUUUAAGAGGCCCUUCCAUCCUGGAUUCUUUGGAGGAGAACUUGAGUGGGGGAAUUCGAUAAAGAGGCCCUUCAUUCAGCUACCAGAUAUUGGUGCUGCAAAUCUAUCAUAUGCAUCACUUCCAAAUGUUUGGUCAGAGCAGUUGGUUAAGGCACUAAUUCGGCCUGAGAGUAUGAGUUAUCCUUCCAUGCUAGCCUCAUGUCCACCACCAUCUAUAUUACAAGAAACAAAAGCAAAAGUUGAGGCAGCAAUGCUUCAUAAACCCCAUAUACUUUCUUCACAUAAUGUGUCUGUUCAAAAUUAUCCUUCGCAGCAGCUCAACCAACGCGAUGUGGGAAAUGUGUCAGGGAUGGAACAAGCUAGCAAGGCAAAUCAGCCUUCAAUGGAUGCUGACAAAACAAGGCCGGAACCUUUGUGUGAACCUAAUCAGCUAAGCCAGCAUGCUUCUGCUGGGCAUUGCAAUGAGGAGAGAGAGACAAGCAAUCCUUCUAAUCCUCCAUCCCUACAAAACAUUGAGACAAGAGACAUCAAUCAGAAAUUAAUGCAGCCACCAGCUAUGUCAUCUGUAUUUCAGUCCCAAUUGACCGAUGCCCCUCCAUCUGAUCUUUCUAAUCUAAACGGUUUAUUCCCAUAUCUGGAUACUUCUGAUUGGCUACCAUAUUCUUCAGCAACAAAUUCAGAGUUAAUCGAUCAUUCAUUGCCUUCAAUUGGUCAAGAUUUAUGGGAUCAAAAUCAGAACCUGAGGUAUCCGGCUCAAUCAGAUCAAUUUGGUUCAUAUUCACAGUUAUCAGAUGAGACUAAUAAUCAGAGUGGGAUAUAUAGCUGCAUUGACUUAGACGUGGGUAAUGGCGGAAAUGCGAUUGUUGAUGCAUCCAUCUCAAAUGCUGUUUUGAAUAAACUGUGUCCUUCUAAGGAGGCAAGUUUGCAGUAUUCUUCAGAUUGUUUACUGGGCAACUUUGGUUCUAGCCAGGAUCUUCAGUCUCAGAUUACGUCAGCAAGCCUAGCUGAUUCGCAGGCUUUCUUACAAGACUUUCCUGAUAAUAAUUCAGGUGGAACGUCUUCGAGCAACGUUGAUUUUGACGAGAGUAGUCUUUUGCAAAACAAUUCAUGGCAGCAAGUGGUGCCUCCCAUGCGUACAUAUACCAAGGUUCAAAAGUCAGGAUCAGUUGGGCGAUCAAUUGAUGUCACAAGUUAUAAGGACUAUGAUGAACUGCGGUCUGCUAUUGAACGCAUGUUCGGAUUAGAGGGUCUGCUCAAUGAUCCAAGAGGAUCAGGAUGGAAGUUAGUUUAUGUUGACUUUGAGAAUGAUGUGCUGCUGGUUGGAGAUGAUCCUUGGGAGGAGUUUGUCAGUUGUGUUCGAUGCAUCCGCAUUUUAUCACCUGCAGAAGUUCAGCAGAUGAGUGAAGAAGGAAUGCAACUUCUCAACAGCAAUGCAAUUCCACGGAUCAGCGGAGCUGCUUAGACAUGUCAGUUGUUUCAGACAACCAAAUGCCACGCCCAAGGAUCUCCUAAGAUGAAGGACCUAAAUCUUUUCAUCAGCACAAAGGAUAUUUGUGACGAUUCAGCCCAAAACUGAAGGAUUCGGCUGAUUAGGAUGGCUGACAGUGUACAUUUUGGGAAUUUUCUAGAGUUUAGGUAGAUCGAAGCUAGAAUUUAGAACUUGUUUUGCUGAUACAAGCUGUGAGUCUUGGGUUCUAGAGAAAUAUAACUAAUCUGAUGUGAUAUUUAAUGUAAUGUGCCUUGAAAACUUUAUGUAUGGAUUAUGUGUUCAAGAAAGGGAAAAUUGAGUAGAGAUGAACCAACAUUAAAGUAGGCUUGGGCAGGUCACCACUCACAAGGCAUGUAACAAUUGUUUGUAGUUUGUACCAAAUGCUUGAAUCUUUAUAUCUAUUACGAGUUUGAAUCCA